AUGGCCAGCAUCGAUCCGCUCCUCCGCAUGCCCCAGGUCUGUUUGGCGGCCUCGAGAAAGGCCGGUAAGCUAUUAUCGCCAGAAGAUUCGACUUAUGACGAAAGGAGGCACUGUGAAGAGGCCUACCAUACGGCUCUCAUCCAUCACCUGGGGGGUGAACAUGUACUCCCGUAUUCCUUGAAAUACAUCAGUCCGCAUCCAGUACUGGUUCCCAAUAGAUUUAUCUCGUCGCUGAAGGAGUUCCAUGCUGCCCUUUCGAUUGCCUUGACCAAUAUUGUGCAACGCUGGUUUGCCGACGACACGGACUUGCCAUCGCGCAUGCCUCUCGAAAGGAAUGAAGAGGAUAUCUUAAGGUGGAUACACCAACUCACCGAAAGGAAUCUAUUUCCCGCGUACGACGGCCAUCAGGGGAACUGGCGGCCCGACUUCCUCCUUCCCAGAGACAAAGAGGGAUUCCAGAUCUGUGAAAUUAAUUCCCGGUUCCCAUCCAAUGGCAUUGACUUGACCGCAAUGAUCUAUAAGUCCCUGGAUGAUUCAAAGAUCAAGCCCCUUGAUCUUGACGUAGCAGCAGACCCCGAGCAUAUGUUAAAUUGUCUGACUGCGCUGUUUCACUCAACGCAAGCGCGAUCUCUUCACUUCGUUCAGAAUGAGGAAAAUCACCCGAUGGUCGAAAACCUCAUGAGGUUUUUGGCCGAUCUGAACCCACGGGUUUUGACAUCCGACGACCUCCAUCUGAUAUCUGAUGAAAGCUCGCCGACUGGGUAUAAGCUCCAGUCUGCUGAUAUGGAGGACAUUCAGCAGGUGGCACUCCGGCUGUUUACUCGGGAAUUGGCAUCUCUUUCUCCUGAAAUGCAGCGACAGCUGGCGUUUCACAGCUGCAACGAUAUUCGGUCUAUAUUGUUGAUUCACGAUAAACGGAUCCUUGGGAUUCUGCACCAGGAAUUGGAUGACCUGGUCACUAAACAUCGUGUCUUGACACAAAGACAAGCCGACCUAUUGAGGGAACACAUUAUUUUUACUAUUCUUCCCGGGUCAAAAGAGCUACAGGAGCUCAGUGACUCAUAUUAUCAGGGCAAGGUGUCCAAAAAUGAUUUCAUUCUUAAGCCCAUCCGGUCGGGCCGCGGACAAGGAAUCGCUUUUGGUGAAGACUUAAGCAUUUCCGAGUGGGAGGCUAUCCUUGCCGAUAUGAAGAAUCCAGAAAUAACAAUCCCUAACCGGACAGUGUACAUCAUUCAACCUGUCGUAGAGCAGGCUGAAGGUGACAUGUUCCUAGAUGAAGAGACCGGGGUCCAGCGAGUGCAGCGGGUCGGUACAUAUCACAGCAUGCAUGGCGAAUUUGCGGCAUUAGGGGCGUGGAGAGUCGGUAUCUCAGCCAACCGAACGACCAAUAUGGCUUUGGGAGAUGCCUGGAAGUUGGGCAGCAUGUUGAUGAAGAUGAACUAG
Molecule: messenger RNA, 1443 nt
Organism: Aspergillus melleus
Lineage: Eukaryota; Fungi; Ascomycota; Eurotiomycetes; Eurotiales; Aspergillaceae
Exons: 2
Coding region: 1-1443 (480 amino acids)
Source: RefSeq, a predicted model, not a curated record